Messenger RNA from Apus apus (common swift), 3924 nucleotides. RefSeq names its product VPS41 subunit of HOPS complex (gene VPS41). The transcript is spliced from 29 exons. Bases 29 to 2593 code for a protein of 854 amino acids. Gene Ontology annotation, biological process: endosomal vesicle fusion; cellular response to starvation; macroautophagy. Gene Ontology annotation, molecular function: protein binding. The record is from RefSeq and is a predicted model, not a curated record. Gene Ontology annotation, cellular component: HOPS complex; late endosome. Lineage: Eukaryota; Metazoa; Chordata; Aves; Apodiformes; Apodidae.
CCUCACAUGACGGCCCCGCGGCCGCGCCAUGGCGGAAGCUGAGGAGAAGGAAACCAGGUCUAAUGAGGAGUCAACAGAUGAAUCUGAGGAAGAUGAGAGUGAAGAAGAACCCAAGCUGAAGUAUGAACGGCUUUCUAAUGGAGUGACUGAAAUUCUCCAGAAGGAUGCAGCCAGCUGCAUGACAGUGCAUGAAAAGUUUUUGGCACUGGGAACGCAUUAUGGCAAAGUUUAUUUACUGGAUGUCCAGGGGAACAUCACACAGAAGUUUGAUGUUAGUCCAGUGAAGAUAAAUCAGAUCAGCCUGGAUGAAAGUGGAGAGCACAUGGGUGUUUGCUCAGAAGAUGGCAAGGUGCAGGUGUUUGGAUUGUAUUCCGCAGAAGAGUUUCAUGAAACAUUUGACUGUCCUAUUAAAAUUGUUGCUGUUCAUCCUCAUUUCAUAAGAUCCCACUACAAGCAAUUUGUAACAGGUGGGAAAAAGUUGCUGUUAUACGAGAGAGGCUGGAUGAACAGAUGGAAGCCUUCAGUUUUACAUGAAGGGGAAGGAAAUAUAAGAAAUGUAAAAUGGAGAGGACACUUAAUUGCUUGGGCUAAUAAUAUGGGCGUGAAGAUACUUGACAUGAUCUCCAAGCAAAGAAUUACCAAUGUGCCUCGAGAUGACAUAAGCCUUCGCCCAGAUAUGUAUCCCUGCAGCCUUUGCUGGAAGGAUAAUUUAACGCUGAUUAUUGGCUGGGGAAAUUCAGUAAAGGUUUGCUCAGUAAAAGAACGGCAUGCCAGUGAAAUGCGUGACCUUCCAAACCGCUAUGUGGAAAUAGUUUUCCAGUUUGACACUGAGUUCUAUAUCAGUGGGCUUGCCCCUCUCUGCGACCAGCUUGUUAUACUUUCAUAUGUGAAGGAGGUUUCCGAAAAAACGGAAAUGGAGUGUUGUGCAAGGCCUAGACUGGAUAUUGUACAACCCCUACCUGAGUCCUGUGAAGAAAUAUCUUCUGAUGCCCUAACAGUACGAGGAUUUCAGGAAAAUGAAUGUAGAGAUUAUCAUUUAGAGUAUUCGGAAGGUGAAUCACUUUUCUAUAUCAUCAGCCCAAGAGACGUGGUUGUUGCUAAAGAGCGGGACCAAGAUGACCACAUUGACUGGCUUCUUGAAAAGAAGAAAUAUGAAGAAGCUUUGAUGGCAGCUGAGAUAAGUCAGAAAACCAUAAGAAAGCACAAGAUUUUGGAUAUUGGUUUAGCCUAUAUAAAUCAUCUAGUGGAGAAAGGAGAGUAUGACCUGGCUGCUCGAAAGUGCCAGAAAAUUCUUGGCAAAAACACAGAACUCUGGGAAUUUGAAGUUUACAAGUUUAAAGAAAUAGGUCAGCUUAAGGCAAUUAGUCGUUACCUGCCCAGACGAGAUCCAGUUUUGAAACCUUUGAUCUAUGAAAUGGUCCUGCAUGAGUUCUUGGAGAGUGACUACGAGGGGUUUGCAACCCUGAUAAAAGAGUGGCCUGGAGAUCUCUACAACAACACAAUCAUAGUUCAAGCUGUAGUAGAUCACCUGAAGAAAGAUCCACAGAACAGGACUUUGCUACGAACGCUUGCAGAAUUGUACACUUAUGACCAGCGCUAUGGCAGAGCCCUCGAAAUUUACCUAACACUGAGGCACAAAGAUGUCUUCCAGUUGAUCCACAAGCACAAUCUUUUCAGUUCUAUCAGAGACAAAAUUGUUCUACUCAUGGAUUUUGAUUCAGAGAAAGCAGUAGACAUGCUUCUGGAUAACGAAGAUAAAAUUUCUAUUGACAGAGUUGUUGAAGAAUUAGAAAACAGGCCUGAGCUGCAGCACGUGUACUUGCACAAGCUUUUCAAGAGAGACCACCAUAAAGGUCAACGAUAUCAUGAGAAACAGAUCAGCCUUUAUGCAGAAUACGAUCGUCCAAAUCUACUACCAUUUCUCAGAGACAGCACACACUGUCCACUAGAGAAGGCUCUUGAGAUCUGCCAACAGAGGAACUUUGUAGAAGAGACAGUCUAUCUACUGAGCAGAAUGGGUAACAGUCGCAGUGCCUUGAAGAUGAUAAUGGAAGAAUUGCACGAUGUAGAUAAGGCUAUUGAAUUUGCCAAGGAGCAAGAUGAUGGAGAACUUUGGGAAGACCUCAUUUUAUAUUCUAUAGACAAACCACCUUUUAUUACUGGUUUGUUGAACAAUAUUGGAACCCAUGUAGAUCCCAUUCUUUUGAUCCACCGCAUUAAGGAAGGCAUGGAGAUUCCUAAUUUGAGAGACUCACUAGUGAAAAUUCUUCAGGACUACAACUUGCAGAUCUUGCUGCGGGAAGGCUGCAAAAAGAUCCUUGUUGCUGAUUCUCUUUCUCUGUUGAAGAAAAUGCAUCGAACUCAGAUGAAGGGUGUUCUAGUAGAUGAGGAGAAUAUCUGCGAAUCAUGCUUGUCUCCAAUACUUCCUUCAGAUGCAUCCAAGUCCUUCAACGUGGUGGUGUUCCACUGCAGACAUAUGUUUCACAAAGAGUGCCUCCCCGUAUCUAACACAGCAUCUUCUGUCCAGUUCUGCAACAUAUGCAGUGCCAAACAUCGAGGGCCAGGAAGCGCAAUCCUGGAGAUGAAGAAAUAGCAAUCCCCUCGUUCUCCUUGCCAGCCUGGGACACCAACUCUGUUAGGACCAUGCAGAGCCGCUGUAUUUUCUGUUAGUUGUUAUUUCUGUAUAUAAUUCUGAUUGUGAUGUAAAUCUGGUUUCUAUAAUUUAUCCAGCUUAUUGAACGUUUUCAGGAAAAAGAAAGUGUGAAAAUCUCCCUGUAGUAAGUCUUUGUUUAGCAAUUCGUGUGUCAAUGUUCCUUUGCUCAGCUCAUUACUUAACUCUAGAACAGAACAGAGAAAUAAAAUGAGAAGGGGAAAAAAAAAAAACAAAAAACAAAACAGCAAACAGCUUGGAGAUCUUUGCUUCCUAAUGUGCUUUACGGUUUGGAGCCAUAUCAGGCUUAUGGUUAUAUAUUGUAAAGAAAGAUGAAUUGCUCUGAAUUCAGCUCACCGAACUACUUUAGUCCAUGAGGAAACUGCUUCACUUGAGAGCCAUAGGAGUCUGGCUGCUUUCAGGGCUUGAAGCUGUCUAUAUGCCAACUCAUACCUUAAAUCAACAAACUUAUGACCUGUUAAUCCCACACAUUGACAAUUUACCUUGGUUGUAUGUUUGUUAUGAACUGCUUAUUUUCUCAAUUGAUCUUCACAAUGCAGUGGUUUAGAGUGGGUUUUCUCAUGUUAAACUCAGCCAGAAACUUAACUUUAAAAUGUCAGCAGUAGGUCUUUACACUUAGUUUUUUAAGUGUACGAUUGUGUUCAAGUACAGGGGAAAGAAACCACUUCUGACCUUUCAAAGAUAAGAUGUCUAGGAGUUUCUAGUUAAUAAGCUUGUUUGGGUGUAAAUGAAAAACAUUUGUAUUUAGUUUCAAGAGUGUGCUGCUUUGUUGAUCCAAAGGAAGUGAUCUUUCAGAAUGUCUUCACAGUCACAUAAUCUCUUUAUUAAAUUAAACAUAAGCACCUUUUCCCUAAGAAAAGUCUUUUUUCAGAACUCCCAAGGUAUUUUUCCCCUUUUUUAAUAACUGGAGUUUGAAAGUAAAGAAAUACAUUGUUUUACCAUCAAAUUGUGAGGUUUAAACAAGUCGUUAACAUCAUACGUUCUGAAACAACAGCAUAGUGAUCUUGCAGUGUAACUGUAAAAUUGGAAAAUGUAACACCCUUAAGUUCUUCUGCACCUUACUCCCAUGUAGGUACAUCUUAAAAUAAUGUAUAUUGUAGAAACCUGGAUUUCUAGUUUAUGUAAAUUCAUUUUACUCUUUUGAUAACCUCCCAGCAGCUGGCUGAGCUGGUCUAGCAAUCUGAAGAGUGAUUUUUGAUGUCCACUGUGUAGAUCUGUGUAAUACUGGAAUAAAAUUUGAAGUGUAUCAGAAA